ACCCCUUGCACGAAUGCCUGCCACUGUCUACUACAGGGCUUUCCACACUCCCACUGCCAGUCUGCACCCGGGCGCGACUUCACGGCGCCCACGGCUCCCGCAGGUCCUCCAGAGUCACUGACGCUCUACCCGUCAGUCUCGGCGGCCGGCCCGGCUCGCGCCCCUCUAGCCGGCUCUUCCUCUCUAUAGGCCGGGCGAGACUUCCGGUGGCGGGACGCGGGGCGCGCACGCGGGAAAAGCUCCCCUGGAGGCCCCCGCCCCUCCCUCGCGUCCCCAGCGCGCCCACCGCCCACCCCGGGCAGUCGCGAGGCUACCGCUGAAAGAGGUUCGCCUCCUCCCUCCUGAACCCAGAUCCCCGGCCCUCGGAGUCCCUGCACCCGCGUCUAGAAGUUGGGCUCGGCUCCCGGCCUCCCCCGGCAGGUCAGCAUGGCAGAGACGCUGGAGUUCAACGACAUCUACCAGGAGGUGAAAGGCUCCAUGAACGAUGGUCGGCUGAGGCUGAGCCGCCAGGGCAUCAUGUUCAAGAACAGCAAGACGGGCAAAGUGGACAACGUGCAGGCCGGGGAGCUGACGGAAGGCAUCUGGCGCCGGGUGGCGCUGGGCCACGGACUGAAACUGCUCACCAAGAACGGUCAUGUGUACAAGUACGACGGCUUCCGGGAAUCGGAAUUUGAGAAACUGUCUGAUUUCUUCAGAACCCACUACCGCCUGGAUCUUAUGGAGAAGGACCUGUGUGUGAAGGGCUGGAACUGGGGGACAGUGAAGUUUGGGGGACAGCUGCUCUCCUUUGACAUUGGGGACCAGCCCGUCUUCGAGAUUCCCCUCAGCAACGUGUCCCAGUGCACCACGGGCAAGAACGAGGUGACGCUGGAGUUCCACCAGAACGACGAUGCGGAGGUCUCUCUCAUGGAGGUGCGCUUCUAUGUCCCGCCCACCCAGGAGGACGGCGUGGACCCUGUUGAGGCCUUUGCUCAGAAUGUGCUGUCGAAGGCGGACGUCAUCCAGGCCACCGGAGACGCCAUCUGCAUCUUCCGGGAGCUGCAGUGCCUGACCCCGCGUGGUCGGUACGACAUCCGCAUCUACCCCACCUUCCUGCACCUGCACGGCAAGACUUUCGACUACAAGAUCCCCUACACCACGGUGCUGCGCCUCUUCCUGCUGCCCCACAAGGACCAGCGCCAGAUGUUCUUCGUGAUCAGCCUGGAUCCCCCGAUCAAGCAGGGCCAGACCCGGUAUCACUUCCUCAUCCUGCUCUUCUCCAAGGAUGAGGACAUCUCCUUGACCCUCAACAUGAGCGAGGAGGAGGUGGAGAAGCGCUUUGAGGGGCGGCUCACCAAGAACAUGUCGGGGUCGCUCUACGAGAUGGUCAGCCGGGUCAUGAAAGCUCUUGUGAACCGCAAGAUCACAGUCCCUGGCAACUUCCAAGGGCACUCGGGGGCGCAGUGCAUCACCUGCUCCUACAAGGCCAGCUCGGGGCUGCUGUACCCGCUGGAGCGGGGCUUCAUUUACGUCCACAAGCCGCCUGUGCACAUCCGCUUUGACGAGAUCUCCUUCGUCAACUUCGCCCGAGGCACCACGACCACCCGCUCCUUUGACUUCGAGAUUGAGACCAAGCAGGGCACGCAGUACACCUUCAGCAGCAUCGAGAGGGAGGAGUACGGGAAGCUGUUCGACUUCGUCAACGCGAAGAAGCUCAACAUCAAGAACCGAGGCCUGAAAGAGAAAAAAGAGGGCAUGAACCCGAGCUAUGACGAGUACGCCGACUCCGACGAAGACCAGCACGAUGCCUACCUGGAGCGCAUGAAGGAGGAGGGCAAGAUCCGGGAGGAGAACGCCAACGACAGCAGUGACGACUCGGGCGAGGAGACGGAUGAGUCCUUCAACCCCGGGGAGGAGGAGGAAGACGUGGCCGAGGAGUUUGACAGCAACGCCUCGGCCAGCUCGUCCAGCAACGAGGGUGACAGCGACCGGGAGGAGAAGAAGAGGAAACAGCUGAAGAGGGCCAAGAUGGCUAAGGAUCGCAAGAGCCGCAAGAAGACUGUGGAGGGAAAGAAGGGCAAAGACCCCAACGCCCCCAAGAGGCCCAUGUCCGCGUACAUGCUGUGGCUCAAUGCCAGCCGGGAGAAGAUCAAGUCGGACCACCCGGGCAUCAGCAUCACGGACCUCUCCAAGAAGGCCGGCGAGAUCUGGAAGGGGAUGUCCAAGGAGAAGAAGGAGGAGUGGGACCGCAAGGCGGAGGAUGCCAGGAGGGAGUACGAGAAGGCCAUGAAGGAGUACGAAGGAGGCCGUGGCGAGUCUUCCAAGAGAGAUAAGUCCAAGAAGAAGAAGAAAGUUAAAGCGAAGAUAGAUAAGAAAUCCACACCCUCUCGGGGCUCCUCGUCCAAGUCCUCCUCCAGGCAGCUAAGCGAGAGUUUCAAGAGCAAGGAAUUUGUGUCCAGCGACGAGAGCUCCUCCGGAGAGAACAAGAGCAAGAAGAAGAGGCGGCGGAGUGAGGACUCUGAGGAAGAGGAACUGGCCAGCACCCCUCCCAGCUCAGAAGAUUCCGUGUCAGGAUCCGAUGAGUAGACAGGAGAGCCCCACACCCGCCCUGUCACGGCUCCAGGCUCCCACCCAGUCUCCGUGUCAGCUUCUCUUCCGAGACACGGGGUCUGCAGGUGGCACGCACGUCUCCGGGCGUGGGGCGGCUCCUUGUCACUGGGAGAGAGUGGGUGGGAGGCGGGGCAGCGCAGCAUCCCAGCCCUGGUCCUCUUCUGCCAGCCUUGAGGACGCUACUGCCGCUUGUCCUGUCCGUGGCUGCAGCGGGGUCAGGCGAGGGCAGGCCAGUGGCCGCUUUGGGGCCUAUUUCUACAUUUAUUUUGUAUUUCUGGUCUGUGAAAUCCACAUUUAAUAAAGGAAUCUGACUUUGGAAACC
Molecule: messenger RNA, 2911 nt
Organism: Chinchilla lanigera (long-tailed chinchilla)
Lineage: Eukaryota; Metazoa; Chordata; Mammalia; Rodentia; Chinchillidae
Gene: Ssrp1
Product: structure specific recognition protein 1
Exons: 18
Coding region: 427-2565 (712 amino acids)
Cellular component (GO): FACT complex; nucleus
Molecular function (GO): nucleosome binding; DNA binding; histone binding
Source: RefSeq, a predicted model, not a curated record